AUGGUGAAGCAGAGGACCUCGCAGUUCCCAGGUUGUAAGUCGGCGGCUUCAUUGUCCUCAACUCUGAUCCUCGUGCUGCUCAUCAUGUUCUCUUUCGUUGUUCUGAUCCUUCUCGCCCUCGGGAUUCUUUUGAUGCCCGGCAGCUCCUCUGGCUACAGGCCAAAAGCGAACGAUCUGGCCUUAAUCGUAGGGAAUACUGUUGAUAGGAGUAAGGGGGAUGAAGGUCGAAGGGAGCAGUUGGUGGAGGUCAUAUCAUGGAAGCCAAGAGCUUUUGCAUAUCACAGCUUUUUGUGGAGACGAAAGGGUGCUUCAGCUUUACUCGUGAGCCCACCAGAUGCAUGGGUCUCCAUGGAACAUCACAAGCCACUCUCUGUCAACAUUCUGCGCAUUCUUUUUGAUGAAUGA
Molecule: messenger RNA, 405 nt
Organism: Eucalyptus grandis
Lineage: Eukaryota; Viridiplantae; Streptophyta; Magnoliopsida; Myrtales; Myrtaceae
Product: probable prolyl 4-hydroxylase 10
Exons: 3
Coding region: 1-405 (134 amino acids)
Source: RefSeq, a predicted model, not a curated record